Messenger RNA from Penicillium oxalicum, 4866 nucleotides. RefSeq names its product Fatty acid synthase subunit alpha. The record is from RefSeq and is a predicted model, not a curated record. Gene Ontology annotation, biological process: long-chain fatty acid biosynthetic process. The transcript is spliced from 6 exons. Lineage: Eukaryota; Fungi; Ascomycota; Eurotiomycetes; Eurotiales; Aspergillaceae. Gene Ontology annotation, cellular component: fatty acid synthase complex. Bases 1 to 4866 code for a protein of 1621 amino acids. Gene Ontology annotation, molecular function: 3-oxoacyl-[acyl-carrier-protein] synthase activity; holo-[acyl-carrier-protein] synthase activity; fatty acid synthase activity.
AUGGUAUCCGUCACAAUGCAGCCCCAGAUCGAGCAACAAUUAGCAUAUUUGCUCCUGGUGGAGCUGCUAGCACAUCAAUUCGCUUCGCCGGUCCAAUGGAUUGCCACACAGGAUGUCCUUCUCAGGGACUUCAACGUCGAGCGAUUUAUUGAAAUUGGACCAGCAGAUACCCUCACUGGAAUGCUCAAGAAGACGGUAUCACUGCAUUUCAAAUCCCAUGAUGCUGCGCGUCACAUGACACGGCGCUUUCUGUCGUAUGCGCAAAAUGCCCAAGAAAUCCACUACCUUCUUGCAUCGGCACCAGCGGGUGCAGCGGAAGGUCAGAAGAACGUCAGUUCAGCAACCAAAUCGAAGGCUACCGCUUCGCCGCCAACCACAGCGCAAGCGACUGUGGCUGUGACUCAACAGAGCAGUGCACCGGAGACAGCGGUGUCGGCCAGUACAUCGCUCCAAGUAACGAAUGUCGCCCCAAUCUCCGACGUUCCAACUCCAGCCAGGGAAAUUCUCUUGGCCAUUGUAGGCAGCAAGCUGCGAAAGUACCAUAAUGAAGUGCCUGCGCAGCAGAGUAUCAAGGCUCUCGCUAGUGGUCGAUCAACAAUGGAGAAUGAGAUCGUAGGAGAUCUCGACGCAGAAUUUGGAAGUCUCCCCGAAAAGCCAGAAGAUAUUUCCCUCGAGCAACUCGCUGAUGUCCACCGGUCUGGUCUCAAAAUUCUUUGCACAAAAGCUCCCGGCGGGAUUCGCCAGUGGAGACGUUCGCGAUUACCUGCAGACUCUCGAUGGGGUCUCGGCGAGGGCCGCCAAAACGCGGUCCUUCUUCGAGCGAGCACAACACAAAGCGCUUCAAGACUAGGGAGUACCAAGGAAGCAGAGUCAUUCUUUGAUAAUGUUGUUCAAGAAUAUGCAAAGGACAGCGGAAUUGAUGUAUCAACUCCUGCUCAAGGAACAAAAACCGCAGUGGCUGUUGCAGCCCCGGUAGACAGCGCUGCUUUAGGAGCUGUCAUCAAAGACCAGGACAAACUGAAAGCAUCCCUGAUGGAAUUGUACGCGCGGCUCUUGGGCAAAAACUUGCGCCAAGACGCCCAAGAGGCACUCAAAGCUCAUUUGGCAACCGCUGAACUCCAAAACCAACUGGACGACAUCACCGCUGAGGUGGGCGACUUCUUCUUGGCUGGUAUUCGUCCUCUCUGGUCGGCCGCUAAGGUUCGACGUUUCCACUCAAGCUGGAACUGGGUUUUGCAAGAUGCCCUUGACCUCUAUCACAGAGUGUUGCGGGGUGAUUUCCCCGACGCCAACUUCGCAAAAUAUACCAAUGCCAUUGCAAACAGGUCCAGUCCUCGUCUGCUCCGCAUGAUGGAAUAUCUUGCGAAUAGUGAGUCGUCUAUCUGGGCCUCACGAGCUCCCGAGGCUAAAGCCGCCAUGAAUCGUCUGCUCAGUAGGUGCCAGACGACCCGGGAACCAAUAUUUGAGCCUCUGGCCGCCAACUUCGACGCUUUCAUCAAGGGUCCUAGCACAGAGGUAGACGAGGAUGGGAAUAUCAAGUACUUGGAGAUUCCCCGUGGUGACACACCUCUUAUCGCCCCAAUCACGAUCGCCACUCGCAUUCAGUCAUCUUGGAAAAUCGACCAGCGGUUAACGACAAUGUACCGCGACCAAGUGCAAUCGUCGUGGACUGAAGGAGUCACAUUUCGUAACAAGUACGUUUUGAUGACAGGUGUGAGUCCUGGAUCGAUCAAUGCCGAGGUUCUCAAAGGGCUUCUGAGUGGAGGUGCGAAAGUGGUGGUCACCACUAGCAGCUACUCCUCGGCCACUUCUCGCUUUUAUCAAAACGUAUAUGUCGAGUGUGGCGCACGGGGUUCUGAGCUUAUUGUUGCUCCAUUCAAUCAGGGCAGCCAGCAAGAUUUAGAUGGUCUCGUGGAGUUCAUCUUCUCAGAUACUGGUCUUGGCUGGGACUUGGACCAUGUGAUUCCUUUUGCCGCCAUUUCAGAGGCAGGCCGUGAGAUCGAUGGUAUUGAUUCCCGCUCAGAGCUCGCUCAUCGAAUCAUGCUCACCAAUACAUUGCGUCUGCUGGGUGCAAUCAAGAAGAAGAAGCAGGCGCGUGGAUAUCGCACACGCCCCACUCAAGUGAUUCUCCCUCUGUCUCCCAAUCAUGGUGCCUUCGGUAAUGACGGCCUGUACGGCGAGUCAAAGAUUGCCCUCGAAACUUUGUUUGAAAAGUGGCAUUCUGAGAGUUGGUCUGCGUACCUGUCCAUUUGUGGUGCGGUCAUUGGGUGGACUCGAGGUACUGGUCUCAUGGCGGACAACAACGUCGUUGCUGCAGGCAUUGAGCGCCACGGUGUGCAAACCUUCUCAACAACUGAGAUGGCCGCGUAUAUCCUCGUUCUACUUACCCGAAAAUUCGCCAGCCAAUGCAACAUUCAGCCUCUUUACGCCGAUCUUACCGGAGGAUUGAACACUAUGGAGAACCUCAAGGCAACUUUGGACCAAAUUCGCCGAGCCAUACAUGAUCAAAGCACCCUCAGACGAAACUUGGCAAAAGAAAGAGAGGCGGAGGAGAAACUCAUGGCACUCCGCCAGCCAGUCGCGGAAGAAACGUCAGCUCAGCCUCCCCUCGCAAACAUUCCGUUCACAUUUCCGAAGCUUCCAAAUGAAAAGACUGAAAUCGAACCGCUUCGGGAAAGACUUCUCGGGAUGGCGAAUCUCGAUCGUGUUGUUGUCGUCACUGGUUUCUCAGAAGUUGGGCCAUUUGGAAAUGCUCGCACCCGAUGGCAAAUGGAAUCUACAGGUCGUCUCUCGCUGGAAGGAUGCGUUGAAAUGGCGUGGAUGAUGGGACUCAUCAAACAUCACAACGGCAUACUGGAUGGCAAGCAUUACACUGGAUGGGUUGAUGCUAAGACGCAAAAACCCGUGCAAGAUCUCGAUGUCAAAGCUCGUUAUGAAGAACACAUUCUUUCACACACGGGCAUCCGCUUAGUGGACACAAGCCUAGACUCCCAUGAGCCCGGCAAGCGACCUCUCUUACAAGAGAUUGUGCUAGAGGAAGAUUUACCGCCGUUCGAGGUCUCCCCGGAAGUCGCACAACAGCUUGUGCACGAGCACGGGGAGGCACGCGUUGACUUUUUGCCGCACGGUGAGCGAUGUGUGGUGAGUCUGAAAAAGGGUGCCGUUUUGAUGGUUCCCAAAGCCUUGAACUACAGCCAUGCUGUUGCAGGAUUAGUCCCAACCGGUUGGGAUGCACGCACGUAUGGCAUCCCCGACGACAUCGUGAGCCAAGUCGACCGAGGAACCCUUUUCACCCUGGUCAGCACAGUCGAGGCGCUCAUCGCAUCCGGUAUUACCGACCCGUACGAAUUGUAUCAGUAUAUCCAUGUUUCUGAAUUUGGAAAUUGCAUCGGCUCCGGUGUCGGCGGAAUGCAGUCUUUAAAGAAGAUGUUCCAAGAUCGAUAUCUCGAUAAAGAGGUUCAGAAAGAUAUUCUCCAGGAAACCUUCAUCAACACUACCGCAGCCUGGGUCAACAUGCUUUUACUGUCUUCCUCGGGACCCAUUCGGACAGCAGUUGGUGCAUGUGCGACCUCUGUCGAAUCCCUGGAGACAGGGUACGAGACCAUUGCCACUGGCCGGGCCAAGAUAUGUCUGGUGGGAGGGUAUGACGAUAUGACCCAGACCAUCGCGGAAGAAUUUGCCAACAUGAAGGCCACUACCGAUGCGGCUGGAGAAGCAAAGAAAGGCCGACUUCCUCACGAAAUGUCUCGUCCUUCUGCGGAGAGCCGCAGUGGCUUUGUCGAAGCUCAGGGAAGCGGCAUUCAGGUUAUCACCUCCGCCCAGUUGGCACUGAGCCUCGGUUUGCCAAUCCAGGGCAUCAUCGCUUGGGUAGGCACCGCCAGCGACAAGAUCGGUCGGUCUGUGCCAGCUCCAGGACAAGGAAUCCUCACCAAUGCCCGCGAGCAACCCGCCAGCCGAUUCCCAUCGCCGCUUCUCGAUUUGCAAUACCGCAAACGUCGCCUCGCAGCUCGCUUUGUGCAAAUUCAAGAGUCGAUCGACCUGGAAAUUGAGAGCAUGAGCGCACAGCUUAGCAACGGGGAAGGCGUCAUUCCCAAUGCUCACAUGGAAGAGUACGAGCAUCAUUUGAAUUUCGUACGGCAAGAAGCCGAACGCCAACGCAAGGAAGCCUUGGACAUGUUCGGCAAUGAUUUCUGGAAGAACCAAAGUUCAAUUUCGCCAAUCCGCGGCGCGCUCGCGGUCUUCGGACUAACUAUUGAUGAUCUUGACUUCGUCACUAUGCAUGGUACUAGCACCGUGAUGAAUGAUAAGAACGAACCAGCCGUCCUUGAAUCACAGAUGAAACAUCUCGGCCGCACGCCAGGCAAUCCGUUUUUUGCCAUUUCGCAAAAGUAUCUAACUGGACACCCCAAGGGCGCUGCGGGAGCAUGGAUGCUCAACGGUGGUCUGCAGGUGCUAGACAGUGGAUUGAUUCCUGGGAACCGGAACCUCGAUAGUGUGGACGAUCGUCUCGAGAGGAAUGAGUACAUCGUCUAUCCCAACCACAGCAUUCAGACGGGUGGUCUCAAAGCCUUCUCACUCACUUCCUUCGGCUUUGGUCAGAAGGGCGCUCAGGCAAUUGUGGUGCAUCCGCGGUAUCUGUAUGCAAUGUUGGAAGCGAAGGAGUACGAAGAAUACCGUGCGAAGCGCUUGACGCGUUAUCGGAAGGCGUUCCGCUUUUUCCACCACGGUCUCGUGACCAACACGAUGUUUGUCCCGAAGACCGACGCGCCAUAUUCACCCGCACAACAGAACGCAAUUUUGUUGAAUCCAACAGCUCGAGCGACAGCGUCCUCGGGCUCGAUGCCUCGGUAUUCAUUCAAGUCAUGA